Leptidea sinapis is the source of this 1437-nucleotide messenger RNA. RefSeq lists its product as uncharacterized. Bases 214 to 1437 code for a protein of 407 amino acids. The record is from RefSeq and is a predicted model, not a curated record. The transcript has 4 exons. Lineage: Eukaryota; Metazoa; Arthropoda; Insecta; Lepidoptera; Pieridae.
UUUUUCAAUUAAUUAUAAACAAUUAAAAAUUGAUGAAAUUUAAAUAAAAAUCACGUGACUAUAAACGCGCCAUGAUUGGUCACCAUAGUUGUGACGUCAUAAUGUUAUAGCUAUUUAAUAACAGUACAGCGUUUACGGCUAUUACACGUGUCUAGACAAUAAUAUUAAAAAUUUAUUGCUAAAAUACGAGUUGUUAGUUGGUUUCGAUUAGCUAUGUGUGAUAAAGGAUUUAUUAAGGCAAAGUCUGAUAAUAUUCCUGAUGUUGAUAUAUUUAUGAUCACCGAUUUUUUAAAAAAUGACGUUCGGUUUAAUUCUGCUGAAGUUCGAGGUGCCAAGGCAUCAAGAGCAUCGCGUGAGAGUUACGGCGACAAAGCUAUAGGUUAUGUUCAACUAAGUCGUAAAAAUAAUAUUUGUAUUGUGAAAGGACGGGUAUGUCCAGAACACCGAGUUCGGAGUAAAUCUUAUUCAGUUACUUUAACUAUUAAUGAAAAGUCAAAAAAAAUUCAGGAUGUUCAAUGCCAUGACUGUGCAGCUUCAGCAGGUGGUUGCAAACAUGCAUUAGCAUUACUUAUGUGGACCCAUCGUAGAAGUGAAGAUCCGACACCAACAGAAGUCGCUUGCUAUUGGAAAAAAUCUCGAUUAUCAGGCAUUGGUACAGUUAUAAAAUAUAUUGAAGCAGAAAAACUGACAAAAAAAACCUCUACUACUCCUGUUGAAAAUUUUCCGGAUAAUAGUACAUUUUUACAAGAAGUUGUCGAAUUUGCCAAAAAUCAACAAAUAAAUUCUCAAAUUGGGCAAUUAAAUUUUGAUUUAGAAUCCAAAAAAUCUUACAAUUUAUCGUUACAUCGAUUAAUUUUGGAUUUUAAUCAAAAUAUUGAUUUGCGAGUAGAGAAAUUUUUGGAAUUCGCUAAAACUGAAAUGGCAGAAGAUGUGUGUGAAGAAGCUGAACAGCUAACCAAGCAGCAAAGUGAAUGUGCAAUUUGGCAUGAACUUCGUUAUGGACGCAUUACUGCAUCAAAAUUUUAUGAAGCUGCUCAUUGUAAAAGUAAUAAUGGUUCGCUAGUUCAACAAAUCAUUGGCGCAAGUAAAGUUCAUGAGACAAGCGCUAUGACACGAGGAAAAGAGUUAGAAAAAGAUGUAAUCGAAGUUCUUGAGAAAGAAUUAAGAGUAAAAAUAACGCGUCCGGGGAUGUAUCUUGUACCUAGUUAUCCGAUUUUUGCAGCAUCUCCUGAUGGAAUGACAAGCAAUGCCAUUGUUGAAGUAAAAUGUCCCGCCAGUCAUAAAUCAUUGGAUAUUUUUCUACCAAAAGGUAAAGUCAGCUUGAAGUGUAAUGCCCAAAUGCAACUACAAAUGUUAUUGACUGGUAAAAAAGAAGGUAUCUUUUGUGUUGCUGAUCCACAUUUUGAAGAAAAUAAAACUAUUUACACUAAAAAGUAA